Spodoptera frugiperda (fall armyworm) is the source of this 1413-nucleotide messenger RNA. RefSeq lists its product as uncharacterized. NCBI's taxonomy places the organism in Eukaryota, Metazoa, Arthropoda, Insecta, Lepidoptera, Noctuidae. The coding region runs from base 152 to 1354 and encodes 400 amino acids. The transcript has 2 exons. The record is from RefSeq and is a predicted model, not a curated record.
ACUUAGAGCUCGUUCCCACCUGUCGGCUAUCGGAUCCGUAUAUUAAUCGGAUGUCGGCGCCUUUGUUCACACACACGAUUAAUAAUCGGUUGUCGGCCACGGUCGAAGCUAGUGCCAAUUUCAAGCACUCUACGCGAGGCGAUUGUGCACGAUGGACGUCGACGAAGCUCUUGUUGUGAUGUAUUAUUAUUUGAGAAGAAAACGAAGAAAGACAGCCAAGGAAAGAAAAUAUUGGGUGCACCCAAUCCUGAGAGAAAGAUUUAGUUUGGGAACAUUUCAGAAUUUAAUAACAGAAUUGAGGAGUGACGAAAUUAAGUUUUUCAAUUAUUUUAGAAUGUCGAUAACUACAUUCAACCAUCUAUUGGCUCAAAUAUCAGUGAGCAUAAACUACCAAAAUACGAGAUUUAGAGACUGCAUUUGUACUGAAGAAAGGUUGGCGAUAUUUUUAAGAUAUUGCGCAUCGGGUUGUUCCUUCAAAGAAUUGCACUAUAGUUACAGAGUUGGUGUGUCAACUAUUAGUAAAAUCUGCAAAGAAAUUAGUUCCACUAUCUGGGAUGUAUUAAGAGACGAGUUCAUGCAAAUUCCUGAUAAUGAGCGUAAAUGGUUGGAAAUUGCAAAAAGUUUUGAUAUGAAAGCCAACUUUCCGCACUGUCUUGGAGCAGUUGAUGGUAAGCACAUAAGAGUGGUGAAACCAAACAAUACUGGCUCGAUGUAUUUUAAUUACAAAGAUUAUUUUUCAUUUGUUUUACUAGCCGUUGUUGAUUCAGAAUAUCGUUUUAUUUUUAUGAGUGUUGGCUCGUAUGGAAAAGAAUGCGAUUCUUCAAUAUUCAAGGAGUCAACUAUAUGGAAGAAACUGAAUGAUGGUAGUUUAAAUAUACCAAAACCAAGGCCUCUACAUGCAACACUUCAAAAUGAUAUGCCUUAUGUUCUCGUGGGCGAUGAGGCUUUCCCUCUGUCAACAAAUUUGUUAAGACCUUUUGGAGGCACUCAUUUAGACCACAUGAAAAAAAUAUUUAACUAUCGUUUAAGUCGGGCAAGAAGGUACGUUGAAUGCGCAUUCGGUAUUUUAGCCAAUAAAUGGAGAAUAUUUCAUCGGCCACUGGAUGUCCACCCAGACACGGCUAUCGAAAUUGUAAAAGCGUGUACAGUAUUACACAAUUUUGUAAGAGAAAAGGACGGUCUGAACUUUGAAGAUAUUCAUUAUGCGGCAGAAAAUCCGAUGCAAGAACAAGUACAACUGCAAAACUGUAAUCCACGUGGUGGUCCUAUUGCAAAUGAUAUACGGUCUGAAUUUGCAAACUACUUCGUUUCAACAAUAGGCUCGGUGCCUUGGCAACCAGAAGCGCAUGGUUAAUAUUUAUGUUUUGAAUUUUACGUAUAUUAUUAAAUAAAUAACUUCAAACACUUACCACA